GGGGCGAGCCGCCGGGGCGCGGGACUCCGCGGGGGAGGCAGCGGCGGCCCCACCAUGCCGCGGGUUGUCCCCGACCAGAGGAGCAAGUUCGAGAACGAGGAGUUCUUCAGGAAGCUGAGCCGCGAGUGCGAGAUUAAAUACACCGGCUUCAGGGACAGACCCCACGAGGAGCGGCAGGCCCGGUUCCAGAACGCCUGCAGGGACGGCCGCUCCGAGAUCGCUUUUGUGGCCACAGGAACCAAUCUGUCUCUCCAGUUUUUUCCGGCCAGCUGGCAGGGGGAGCAGCGACAGACACCGACCCGGGAAUAUGUCGACUUUGAAAGAGAGGCAGGCAAGGUGUACUUAAAGGCACCUAUGAUUUUGAAUGGUGUCUGUGUUAUCUGGAAAGGCUGGAUAGAUCUGCAGAGACUGGAUGGUAUGGGCUGCCUGGAAUUUGAUGAAGAGAGAGCACAGCAGGAGGAUGCAUUGGCACAACAAGCCUUUGAAGAAGCUCGGAGAAGAACUCGUGAAUUUGAGGACAGAGACAGGUCUCAUCGGGAGGAAAUGGAGGUGAGAGUUUCACAGCUGCUGUCAGUAACUGGCAAGAAGACAACAAGACCCUAGUCCUGGAUCUAACCUAGGAAGUGGCGAUGACCUCAAACUGCGUUAAUCAACAGCUGCAGCAGACAUGCCAUGGGUCUGUGCAUAUGCAUUGCUUAUACUUGGCAAAAGAUUAAAUAAAAGACCAGAAACUGUGAUAACUGGGUUACUAUGGUCUAUUUCCUGACUUGCGGCAGUCACAACCAGCAUGAACUGCCUUGGUUUGCACUAUGUUUGUUACAAUAUCUGCAUUUCCUAUUGUAAGCAUGUAGCCAGUGGCAAUUUGAGAUUGUUUUUCUAUGCAAGCUUAUUUUUGUUGGCACUAUUUUAGUGAAAUGGAAACUUAAGCAGCUAUAAACCAUUUUUCCUCAACUGUAAUAAAAAAAAUUGUCACUUAAAAAUAGGUCAAGACAUUGCAGAUUACAAUUUUUUUUGUUUUUGGUAAAUUGCUGGAAGCCAAGGCUUUCCAAGCUUAAUUUUUUUAUAUGGGCUUUUGGAAGUUUUGGUUGUCAUUAUUGUGCUCCUGCUCUAUUUUAGAUACGCAUUCUUGUCUUUUUUGCCAUUUUCUUCUUUAUCUUCAACAUUUGCAAGACAUUUUAAAGACUGCUGACAUUUUUUGCAUUAUUUACAAGCUAAACCCAGUAGCACAGAGUUGUCAAUCAACUCUCUAACAUGCACGUAUGUUUGUUAAAGUUGCAAUAUCCUUUUAACUGCUAGCAAUUCAUUGGUUCCAUUUUUUUUUAAAUAAAAUGUUUUACAAAUAUUUUUGAUGUCAGUGCAUUCUGCCCCAGGAUCUAACCUAGUUUCUAUUUUGUACUAAAUGAGUUUGGGUGGUUAAUAUAGCCCUGUAUAUAGUACCUACUGAGACUCCUAGGAAGUUGCAGGCUGGCUUCUGUUUUAUUCAGGGAUUUUUUUAAAUAGUUCUGGAAAGGGAUAUUGCAACUUCACAAUUGGAUUUGACAGCAUGUUAAACUGGGGACAAAGGUGAUCAGCUGCAAUAGUGAUAUUGUAUUAAAAAUCAUGUUUAAGAUA
Messenger RNA from Chelonoidis abingdonii (Abingdon island giant tortoise), 1611 nucleotides. It is a transcript of the gene CBFB, whose product is annotated as core-binding factor subunit beta. The record is from RefSeq and is a predicted model, not a curated record. NCBI's taxonomy places the organism in Eukaryota, Metazoa, Chordata, Testudines, Testudinidae. Gene Ontology annotation, molecular function: sequence-specific DNA binding; transcription coactivator activity. Gene Ontology annotation, cellular component: nucleus; core-binding factor complex. Gene Ontology annotation, biological process: regulation of transcription by RNA polymerase II.